This is a messenger RNA of Nannizzia gypsea CBS 118893, 1566 nucleotides long. RefSeq names its product inner membrane magnesium transporter mrs2. Gene Ontology annotation, biological process: mitochondrial magnesium ion transmembrane transport. The record is from RefSeq and is a predicted model, not a curated record. Lineage: Eukaryota; Fungi; Ascomycota; Eurotiomycetes; Onygenales; Arthrodermataceae. Bases 1 to 1566 code for a protein of 521 amino acids. The transcript has 3 exons. Gene Ontology annotation, molecular function: magnesium ion transmembrane transporter activity. Gene Ontology annotation, cellular component: mitochondrial inner membrane.
AUGACAAGUACUUCGAUACCACGCAAACGUCUCUUCUCUGUCCACCGAUACCAAUUUUCUAGCACGAACAACGUCCGGUAUUUCAGUGCUACGACCAUACAAUGCAGACACUUCCUACGGCGGCUUUUGGGCUUUACACGGCCACCUGCAAGCCCGCAGCUAAAGCCGGAUGAUCUCCCUCAAAACAUGCCAAACUUCGAUGAUGGGAAUGAGAGCAACCCUUUCAAUGUAGGGCGCAACUUGGCGUUGAAAGUCUCAAAUGAGCCUCGACUUCGAUGUACGGAGUUUGAUGGAGCUGGAAACGUCACUCUUGUGAACGGGGAAUUCAAAAAAAGCGAGCUGAUUGCCAAGUAUGGCCUUCUGCCUCGAGACCUGAGAAAAAUCGAUUCUUCCGUUCUACCGCACAUCCUCAUCCGCCACAGCGCAAUCCUUAUCAGCCUCCUGCAUUUAAGGGUGCUGAUAAAAUCUGAUCGAGUCCUGGUAUUCGAUGCCUACGGUUCCGCGGACACUUAUACCCAGUCCCUGUUUAUGUACGACCUUGAGGGAAAAUUACGACAGAAAGAGCCAGCUUCACGAGCGGCCUGGACUUCAGGUGCUUUGCCCUACGAAUUCAGGGCUCUUGAAGCAGUGCUUGUAAGCAUCACUAGCGGGCUUGAAGCAGAAUUCGAAGGUGUUAGAGAGCCAGUUUCUAGGGUACUACGAGCCCUUGAAGAAGAUAUCGAUAGAGACAAACUCAGGCACCUCCUUGUCUAUUCUAAACGCCUUGGAACCUUCGAGCAGAAGGCUAGACUUGUCCGUGAUGCAAUCGAUGACUUGCUAGAGGCAGAUGAUGAUCUCACGGCGAUGUACCUCUCUGAGCGGUCAAAAGGAAUACACAGGGCUGAACACGAUCACCAAGAAGUUGAGAUGUUGCUGGAAUCUUAUCAUAAAGUUUGUGAUGAGAUUGUCCAAGCCAGCGGCAAUCUGGUGACCAAUAUCAGGAACACAGAGGAAAUUGUGAAGGCGAUUCUUGACGCCAACCGCAACUCCCUCAUGCUUCUGGAGCUCAAAUUUAGCAUCGGGACCUUAGGGAUGGCAGCAGGUACUCUAUUCUCAGCGCUCUAUGGUAUGAACUUGAAAAACUUCAUCGAAGAGUCUGAUCUAGGUUUUGGUGCUGUUUCCGCGACUUGCUUUGCCCUGACGGCGUUUGUAUGCGCAUAUGGACUUAUCAAGCUAAGAAAGGUCCAACGUGUCCGGAUGUGGGGAGAAAAUGGCAUUCAGGAAUCCUAUCGGGGAGGUUUAGCAGUACGGGGUUGUCCUCCGCCUGCUCCCCAGAGUAACUGGAGAUCGGAUUCUAUUAGCCCCGUCUUCCCUGGUGAAGAACGUACACAAAGGCUACGUCGCCUACGAGGCGUGUCGAGUCCUUCAGUACCCCCUGCUGCAUCACCAGCUACAGCAGCCACAAAUAAACUGAGGGCCCCAAAGGCUAAGAAGAAAGCAGAUCGAAAUACCACACCAGAGGCUGAAGAAGUUAUACACGAAGAAACUAUCCAUGAAUCACAGCCUCUGAGCUCCGCAGCUCGCUAA